Molecule: messenger RNA, 1997 nt
Organism: Drosophila ananassae
Lineage: Eukaryota; Metazoa; Arthropoda; Insecta; Diptera; Drosophilidae
Product: protein swallow
Exons: 3
Coding region: 106-1752 (548 amino acids)
Source: RefSeq, a predicted model, not a curated record
CUAAACACUUUCGACCAUCACUAAUGUAACGGCGCUUUUCCCGCCCAUUGAAAUGUUAACUGCAAUUUGUAAUUUCUUGUUAUCUGUAUAAUCCUUGGCCGCGGAAUGAGUUUGCAGGACGAAAGUUUCCCGGCAGACGAUCUAUUCGACCAGCUAAAUAGCUUGGGAGCCAGCAGUUCCCGGGACUUCAAGCGCCAAUUUGCGGAGCACCAUCAACCGGAGGCUUUCGAACGAAAUCCGACGCCAUUUUUGGGCAGCGACUGCUCCGCCGAGAACUCCUACACGGAUGCGGCCAACAAGAGUGCCAAGACCUGCGUCAGUGAUCCCACAGGCCGUGACCCGGAUGAGGAGGAGGAUGCCGAUGAAGAUGGACAGGACGGCUCCGCCGACCAAUUGGAAUGCUCCAGCUCGAAAUCCAAAGGCAACGGGCGCAGCAACAAGGCAGUUUCCUAUCAGGACAUCCACUCCGCCUACACCAAACGACGCUACCAGCAUGUGACCAGCAAGGUGGGCAAGUAUAUAGCCGACAUCCAGGCCCAGGAUCAGGCGCGUCGCAAUUCCGGGGCGAGUAUGCUGCGGCAUAGUUCGAUGCCGGAGUACCUGACUCCGAGGUCGCGGCAGCGCCAUGGCGGCGGCCACUACAGCGUGGACCAGCUGCACCAGAAGGACGAGUCGCUGGCCGACAGCAGUGAGGGCGGCAAUGCCUCCAAUAACCAGAGCUACGACCGCCUGCAGAGCGAGCUGGAGGCACUGCAGCUGGAGCGGGAUCGUCAGACCUCCUACAACAACUAUCUGCAGGAGAAGCUGGACAAGAAGGUGAUGGAGUCGAUGCAGUUGAAGAUGAACUUUGAGGUUCUGCGAACGGAGCUGACCGACUGCAAGCAGAAGCUGACCCGAUACCAGGCACACUCCCUGCGAUCCCUCAACUGGCCACCGGUGGGGAUACCGAAGGCCACCCAAACGGAUCGCCAGCUGGCUCCAGUGGCCGCCAUCGCCUCCUCGUCGUCCAGCUUGAAUCCGGCCCAGAACGUAAUGGAGAACUAUGUGACGCCGCAUCCGAAUGGCAAUGCCAACCUAACGUACAACAGCAGCGACGGAUCAAUUGAGAUAGCCCUGCUGAGCGUCGCUCCAACAGCUCGUCCGGCCCAUCCUGACCUGCGAAAGGUCCAGCCCAUGUCGUUGGACUUUAGCAACGAAAGCGCCGAUGGCGGAGAAGCUAAUAAUGCAAAUGGAGAAGCCCGUGGCAACAGCAACAACUCCUCGUCCAGACCCCGCACCCGACGCGGACAUGGCCCUGGUCCCAAUAAUUCGGAGAGCAGCCACCCGAGUAGCAAUGAUUCCGCCAUCGAGGUGGAGGGCCACGAAUCACGUUCCCCGUUCCAGCCCCAGGGGCGGGAGUGGCGCCAUAGACGACAGGAGGAGGCAGUCUACUACUUCGACAAGCGGAACAAUCGGGUCAUCGAGGUGAUGGCCAUUAAUUUGGGACAGGGCCACAACCAGAGCCAUAAUCUGAGCCAGGUUUCCGUCUCAGACAGCAGGGCCCAGCUGCUGAACAACUCUCAGUUCCUGUCGCAAUCGCAGGUCCGGAUCCGAACAAAGCGGCGGACGCUCGGCAGCCGGGUGAUGCGGUUUUUUGGACCCUGCGUUCGUUGCAGAUACGCCGAGGAUGGCAAUCCCGGAAUUAAUGGCACCUACACCGUGGGAUUGCCCUUGAUGGAGGAGGAAUUUAUUGAUUUAAGAAAUCAACGCUAAACUUAAACUUUAUUAUUCAUUUAUUUGUUUAUUUAUUGUCAUAUUUGCUUAGUUUUUUUUACGUUUUUUUAGUCUUCCUUUGUAUCAGUUUAUAUUUUUGAAAUUUAUUCCAUUUUCUAUUUGGUUUUGUAGCCGUUUUUUGGCCAAUUUCUCUUUUAUUUAUUUAUUUAUUCUAUGUAAACUUAACCACUAUUAUUGUAUUCAUGUAUUUAUCAAAACUAAAGGAAAAAACAUUUUCAUUCAUA